AUGAAUCUUGCUAAUAAUUUAGAGGUUCGAAAGGAAAGACCAUCGAGAGUUACAAUUUAUAGGAGAAUAGGCAACGCGGAGAAUAUGAGAGAGUUACUCAACAACAAUGAAGUUACUGAUGAUACUGAGACUUCUCACUCAAUAAGUAGCAGUAAUCAUGAUCAAGUAGAUGCGAGGGAUGAUAUCAUUCACAGAUCAUCAUCAGUGUCAUCCUUGCAACAUGAAAAUGCAGAUGAUCAUCGUAUUGACGAUAAUCGACAUGAAGAUAAUAUUCCUAGAAUGUCACCAUCGUUGUCAUCAGAGCAGAAUUCAUGGAUUGAUGAGGAUUCAGAAGAAUUUUUUGGUACAGAUAUUGAAGAUGAUAUUAAUGAUGACGGAGAUAUUUUUCAUGAUUCAGAUGAUAAUAAUUACGAUUGGGUUAAUAACUUUGAAGCAGAUGACAUACCAGAAGAAAUAACAUUCGAAAAAUUAAGAAAUCUGUGUAAUAGUGAUGAAGGUAAUGCAAAAAUAGAGGGCUUAGUUGUAAGUAAAGUCGAAAUAUUAAUAGCUGUUUUAAAAUUUGGACUUGUGAACAAGCUUUGUCAAACUGCAAUAGCUGAUCUAUUUAAAAUGAUCAAUUGUUUUAUGGGGAAACGACUUUUACCGGAAAUAAGAUAUUUUAUCGAUCAAUUUUUUAACACACAAAGUGGAAUUGAAUUUCAUUCCGUUUGUCCACAUUGUAAAAGAUACAUUAAAAAAUUUAUCGUGAGACAGAUCGCGUAGUUACGUGUACUUUUUGUGAUCGGAGAAUUUUGUUGCGAGAUCCAACAUAUAAUUAUUAUUUUGCCACCUUUAAUGUUGAUAAUGAAAUAUGUUUAUUAAUAAAAGAGAAUUUUGAAUACUUACAGACUGUUUUAUAUAAAAGAUUAAGAAAUUAUGACGAUCUUGAAGAUUUUAGUGAUGGAACGUUUUAUAAAAACUUUAUUAAAUCAUUGCCAGUACACAAAAUAUUAAAUUCCGUAACAACAACGUUUAAUAGUGACGGUUCACCAGUUUUUGAAAGUUCUAAGUUUGCAAUGUGGCCAAUACAAAUGAUAGUUAACGAAGUGACAUUUAAAAUUAGAUAUAGUAAACCUAUUACACGCGGGAUAUGGUUUGGAAAGGAUAAACCGAAUAUGAAUAUUUUUUUAAAACCAUAUGUUACUUAUAUGAAUAAAAUGGCAAAUGAAGGCAUUGUAUUUAAAGUCAACGCUGUAGAGAAACGAUUUUAUGUUCAUGCGGUAUGCUGUUGUGUCGAUUCAGUGGCACGAUCUCCUAUGGUAGAGUUCGUUCAAUAUAAUGGAUAUUUUGGAUGCCAUUGGUGUUUACACCCAGGAGUGUACGUUCGCUCUAAUAGAGGUGGAUGCGUUAAAUAUAUUUUAUUAGAUGAGCAACCAUUAAAAAGAAACGAAAGAGAUACGUGGCAACAUAUGCAAUUAAGUACGCAAUCUGUAAAUCCUGUUUUUGGUGUUAAAAAACCGCCAAUACUAGUUAAUUUAAAUUCUUUUAAUGUGAUAUCUGGAUUUGUACCUGAUAGCAUGCACUGCAUCUGUUUGGGAAUAGCAGAACCGUUUUCAAAAUAUUGAUUUGAUACCAAUAAUAGGCCAUAUUCAUUGUCAAAUGCCGAUAUAAAUAUUAUUGAUGAAUUGGUUUUACAAAUAAAAGCUCCGAAUCAAAUCUCAAGAUUAUCUCGUUAUAUGAAAGAAAGAAAGUGGUUAAAAGUAAGGGAUUUAGAAAACUGGAUAUUAUACUACAGCCUACCAAUUCUUUUAUAUUUUCCGCAUAUGUUAGUUUAUGUAAAACAC
Molecule: messenger RNA, 1823 nt
Organism: Nasonia vitripennis (jewel wasp)
Lineage: Eukaryota; Metazoa; Arthropoda; Insecta; Hymenoptera; Pteromalidae
Product: acidic repeat-containing protein-like
Exons: 3
Coding region: 1-762 (253 amino acids)
Source: RefSeq, a predicted model, not a curated record